AGCCCUCAAGCAUACUCUAAGCAGUUUGCGUGUUCGUUCACUUUCAACCUCCAGCCAUGCGUGAGCUCGUGCACGUUCAGGGAGGACAGUGCGGCAACCAGAUCGGUGCCAAGUUCUGGGAGGUCAUUGCUGACGAGCACGGCAUUGACCCAACAGGAACUUAUCAUGGUGACUCGGACCUGCAGCUUGAACGCAUCAACGUGUAUUUCAACGAGGCAACGGGUGGACGCUAUGUGCCACGCGCUGUUCUAAUGGACCUCGAGCCAGGCACCAUGGACAGUGUUCGCGCUGGACCUUUUGGACAGCUCUUCCGCCCAGACAACUUUGUUUUCGGCCAGACCGGAGCUGGAAACAAUUGGGCGAAGGGACACUACACCGAGGGAGCCGAGCUGAUUGACUCAGUCUUGGAUGUCGUCCGCAAAGAAGCCGAGGGUUGCGACUGCCUGCAAGGAUUCCAACUUUGCCAUUCUCUUGGUGGUGGCACUGGUGCUGGCAUGGGAACACUGCUGAUUUCUAAAGUGCGAGAAGAGUAUCCGGAUCGCAUCAUGGAAACAUUCUCUGUGAUUCCAUCGCCAAAGGUGUCCGACACAGUGGUCGAGCCGUACAACGCUGUCCUGAGCUUUCACCAGUUGGUGGAGAACUCAGAUGAGUCCUUUUUGCUGGACAACGAGGCUUUGUACGAUAUUUGCUUCCGCACUUUGAAGCUGACCACGCCCACCUAUGGUGACCUGAAUCACUUGGUGUCAGCAGCAAUGUCGGGUGUGACUUGCUGCCUGCGCUUCCCAGGACAGCUGAACUGUGACCUGCGCAAGAUUGCAGUGAACCUGGUGCCGUUCCCUCGGUUGCAUUUCUUCAUGACCGGCUUUGCGCCUUUGACUUCCCGUGGAUCGCAGCAGUAUCGUGCACUCACUGUUCCAGAGCUUACACAACAGAUGUUCGAUGCGAAGAACAUGAUGUGCGCGGCUGAUCCUCGCCAUGGCCGCUACUUGACAGCAGCUGCCCUCUUCCGCGGCCGCAUGUCGACAAAGGAGGUGGACGAGCAGAUGCUGAACGUCCAAAACAAGAACUCCUCCUACUUUGUCGAGUGGAUUCCAAACAACAUCAAGGCAUCUGUGUGCGACAUUCCUCCAAAGGGACUGAAGAUGGCCGUGGCAUUUGCAGGCAACUCAACUGCCAUCCAGGAGAUGUUCAAGAGGGUUGCAGAGUACUUCACUGCAAUGUUCCGCCGCAAGGCCUUCUUGCACUGGUACACUGGUGAGGGUAUGGAUGAGAUGGAGUUCACUGAGGCUGAGUCGAACAUGAACGAUUUGGUUUCGGAAUACCAGCAGUACCAGGAUGCAACUGCUGAAGAGGAGGGUGAAUUCGACGAGGAGGAAGGUGAGUACGACGGAUGACAAAGGUCAUCUCGCACUUGAGACCACCACAGAUCCUUUUGUCUCGAGUUCUCGACCUGUCUCACUGUCUGAAGUGGGGUAAGAUGCAGAAGGCAUGGAGCUGGGGAGGGUUUGCUGUAUGGAGUGCACAGAUAGCGCACACGUACUGCACACGUAGUGCGCGUUUGCUGAGUGCGUGGUUACCACUCAGUGAUAGAUUUGUGCAAAGUGAGACAGAUGCACCUUGAUGAAGCACCCGCUACAUUUGCUUCAUUUGCUUUCUACUUGCUGCUAGACUUCAGGGAGGAUAUAUGGUUCUGAACGGGUGCAGAAUCUUGACAAUCAACAACGGCUUGGUGUCACCUGGGUGCUCCAACCCUUUCGG
Messenger RNA from Durusdinium trenchii, 1758 nucleotides. The record is from the annotation of a GenBank genome assembly. NCBI's taxonomy places the organism in Eukaryota, Dinophyceae, Suessiales, Symbiodiniaceae.